GGUUAAAGUUUGAUGGCUAUUAUAGUUAGACAUUGAGAGCCAGAGGUUCACAGCUUUGAGUCAGUCAGCCUGCGGAAAGAGGGCUCAUUCUAUGGGAGACUCUACAAGAGGCCUGUGAAGUUUUUAGGAAAAUGGUGCAGAAGUCUACUGUGGUGGGCCUCACCUUGCUGCUGCUGGCUGCAAUUGGCACGUUUUUGGCUGUUUUCUUUUCGGUGCAGGGCAAGAAGACCUCUCCUGAACCUGAACCUGAAAAUGGUUAUUUCAAGGCAGCUGUGGCAGCAGAUGCUGGGACGUGCUCAGAGAUCGGCAGGGAUAUCCUGAAGAGAGGCGGUUCCGCUGUAGAUUCUGCCAUUGCUUCUCUGCUGUGCGUGGGAUUGAUGAAUGCCCACAGCAUGGGCAUCGGAGGAGGGCUCUUCUUCACUAUUUAUGAUGCCAAAACAGGAAAAGUCGAAACCAUCAAUGCACGUGAGACGGCUCCUGCAAAUGCAACCAGAGACAUGUUUGGAAAUAGUACGGAACUUUCCCAGAAAGGUGGUUUGUCUAUCGCUGUUCCUGGAGAGAUACGGGGGUAUGAAAUGGCCCAUAAACGGCACGGCAAGCUUCCAUGGAAAGAGCUGUUUUUACCAAGCAUACAACUGGCCAGAAAGGGCUUUCCUAUUGGCAGCGCAUUGGCAAGUGCGAUUAACUCAAACAGAAACAUCAUUAUGGAUGAUAAGAUGUUAUGUUCUGUGUUCUGCGAUUCCACUGGCAAAAUCCUGCGGGAAAACGACAUCAUCACCUUCACAAAACUGGCUGCAACUUAUGAGCUCAUAGCAGAGAAUGGGCCUGAUGCUUUCUACAGUGGACAGCUAGCUGAGAACCUUGUGAGGGACAUCCAAGCUGCAGAGGGGAUUAUAACUCUGGAGGACUUGAGAGAUUACAAGCCCUUGCUGGAUGAAUCCCCCCUCACUGCCACCGUGGGUGAAUACACAAUGGUGACACCAAACGCGCCUGCCAGUGGCCCAGUCCUCACACUGAUACUCAACAUCCUGAGCGGUUACAACUUCAGUUCAGAGAGUGUCUCCACCACUGAAAAUAAAGUCCUCACCUAUCAUCGCAUAGUAGAGGCGUUCCGGUUUGCGUAUGCCAAGAGGAGCGUCUUGGGGGAUCCAGAAUUUCUCAACAUCUCCAGUUUCAUCCAGAACAUUACCUCAAAGGACUACGCUGACAUGAUACUCCAGAAGAUCACAGAUAAUACGACUCAGCAAGAGAGCUACUACCAACCCGAGUUCUACCUUCCCGACGAUCACGGCACCUCACAUGUGUCAGUGGUGGCAGAGGACGGCAGCGCGGUCGCCGCCACCAGCACCAUCAACCUAUAUUUUGGCUCCAAGUUCAUGUCAAAUUCAACAGGAAUUAUACUGAACAAUGAGAUGGAUGACUUCAGUUCUCCCUUGAUCACCAAUAACUUUGGAGUUCCUCCUUCUCCCAACAACUUCAUCAUCCCACAUAAAAGGCCUAUGUCUUCUAUGUGUCCUGCCAUCCUGCUAGACAAAAACAAUAAGGUUAAAAUGGUUGUGGGAGCCUCUGGAGGAACAAAGAUCACCACAGCAGUGGCCAAGGUGAUCUUAAAUGCACUGUUCUUUGACUAUGACCUGAAGAAAGCGAUAGCAGACCCGAGAAUUCACAAUCAGCUGAGUCCAAACACCACGCAAGCAGAGCCUGACUUUGACAAAGCCAUUUUGGAGGGUCUUGCCGCGAAGAACCAUGUGAUAGAGGUGUUGAAGUCCAUGGGCGCAGUGGUUCAGGCCGUGGUGCGGCACAGUGCUGGCCUCAGCGCUGAGUCAGACCCCCGUAAGGGAGGAUAUGCAGCUGGGUACUGACAUCUGACUCAGCGAUCCGAGUCUCUGGUCCAGCUGGAGGCAAUGGAAAUGCUACUUUCAAGACCCGAGGACACUUUACCCUCAUGCUGCUCUGAAACAAACAAGUGCCUCCAUCAGAGAUCCUACAGGCGAAUCAGAUGGACAAUCAAAAGCUCCAGCAAUGUUGAUCUCAGCACACUCCAUAUUCAGUGAAAGAAGAAUAAAACCAAUUCAAAUACACUCACAGUGGAAACACAACAUCAUUCUUCGGCUGUUUCUUCCAAUGACAUCAGUUAACCAAAAUCUUUACAGAUCAUGUUACUGUGGGGUGGUAUUUAUUUCUGCAAAUAAACAUGUUGUAAUGGCGAUUAUGAACUUUCUAGAAUGAAUUCUGUCCGUACUGAGAUUUACAUCCUGGCAAAAUAAUUUUUUUCAAGACUCUCAGGGGAGGAAGUUUUAAUCAAGCUUCUAAUAAGAGCUGAAGCAUGAACAAGAGUUGAAAUGCUCAUGUCCCAUGAGUAUGUAGUCCUACCCACAGGCACCAGCCUAACAUCAAGCAGCAUCAUUAAUGAUGAAGUUUUAGGGGACAGGGAAAAAUCACAUAUACAGGCAUUAAUUAGACUUUUAAACUUGUACUGAACUGAAGAAAAUAACUUAUAAAAUUUAUGUUCAGUUUAUUAGAUUAAAGGAGGAGUCAACCCAAAAUAACAGUUCUGUUAUUCCAAACCUCUAUGGAUUCAUUCUUCUGUGGAACACAAAGAAGAUAUUUUGAAGAACAGUUUUGGGUUCCCCUGGGUUCUAUAGUCAUUUUUUUCCCAUACAAUGGAAGUCAGUGGGACCUGAAACAAUUUGCUGUCCAAAAUUAUUCAAGUCUAAUUAGCUGGCUAACAAUUACUGAUGAAUUAGUAAAUGUUAUUAUUUAAACUGAACUAUUAAAACGAAUUAUUGUCUAAUUAAAUUGGCAUCCAAAUGAAUAAUUACUAUUAGAAGUACUAUUAGUAUAAAUACAAUUGCAAAAUGUUGAAUUGUUUCUCUAAAUUAAAAUAUUCUGAAUAUUAAUGCUUUUUGGCUGGUUUGUGGAAGUGUGAAAAUUAUGCAGCAAAAUAAAACUUUGGAGUGGCAUGUAUUACUAAACAGUGUUUCCCCCCUCAUUUAUGUUUUUUUUUCCCCUUAUUUAUGAUUUUAUGUAAAUCAUUUGUGUUUUCCCAGUGAUUGUAUGUAUGUACAUAUGUAUGUACUGUAUAAAUAAAUACAUAAAUAAAUAAUUAAAAGUAAUGUGUUCCAAA
Messenger RNA from Cyprinus carpio (common carp), 3127 nucleotides. RefSeq names its product glutathione hydrolase 1 proenzyme-like. The record is from RefSeq and is a predicted model, not a curated record. Gene Ontology annotation, cellular component: plasma membrane. Gene Ontology annotation, molecular function: glutathione gamma-glutamate hydrolase. NCBI's taxonomy places the organism in Eukaryota, Metazoa, Chordata, Actinopteri, Cypriniformes, Cyprinidae. Gene Ontology annotation, biological process: regulation of immune system process; regulation of inflammatory response; peptide modification.